Morchella sextelata is the source of this 831-nucleotide messenger RNA. RefSeq lists its product as uncharacterized. Gene Ontology annotation, cellular component: nucleus. The record is from RefSeq and is a predicted model, not a curated record. The transcript is spliced from 3 exons. NCBI's taxonomy places the organism in Eukaryota, Fungi, Ascomycota, Pezizomycetes, Pezizales, Morchellaceae. Bases 1 to 831 code for a protein of 276 amino acids.
AUGCCCAAACGAAAAGACCUCCAACCCAUCUCCGAAGACACGCCCAUGGCCGACUCCGACUCCGACUCAGACACCGAGUCGCUCGACAUCGUCAACGUCGACUUCGAGAUGUUCGACCCGCAGCCCGCGCACGACUUCCACGGGCUCAAGACGCUGCUGCGCCAGCUCCUCGACGCCGACAACACCCUCUUCGACAUCUCGGCGCUCACGGACCUGAUCCUGUCGCAGCCGCUACUCGGCACCACCGUCAAGGUCGACGGCAACGAGAGCGACCCGUAUGCGUUCCUCACCGUCAUCAAUAUGCAGGAACACCAUGACAAACCGGUGAUCCAGCAGCUCCGCGACUACCUCAUCUCCCGCGCGCCCGCCGACCUCAAGACACAGCUGCAGACGCUCCUCUCCCCCGCGGCCGCCACGCACACGGGCCUCAUCCUCACCGAGCGGCUCAUCAACGUGCCCACCGAGAUCGUGCCGCCCAUGUACAAGAUGCUGCUCGAGGAGAUCACGUGGGCCGUCGACGACGGCGAGCCCUACCGCUUCAGCCACUUCCUGAUCGUCAGCAAGACGUACACGGAGGUUGCGUCGAAGCUUGACGACGACGCGCCGCGGGCCGCCAAGAAGGGCAAGACGGGGAAGAAGGGUGGGAAGAAGGGGGGCGGCGGGGAGGUUUUCUACUUCCACCCCGAGGACGAGACCAUCAUGAGGAAGGCGAAGGCAUGCGGCGGCUAUGCGUAUGUGAAGGAGGCGGAUGAGGGCGCGGCGGACAGUAAGCGCGCGUUUGGCGAGUUUGGGAUUGUGCCGAGGGGCCAUAUGAUGUUGGUUGAACAGUAG